Molecule: messenger RNA, 588 nt
Organism: Phaethon lepturus (White-tailed tropicbird)
Lineage: Eukaryota; Metazoa; Chordata; Aves; Phaethontiformes; Phaethontidae
Product: heme-binding protein 2-like
Exons: 4
Coding region: 1-588 (195 amino acids)
Source: RefSeq, a predicted model, not a curated record
AUGGCAGAGCCAAUCCAGCAGCUGACUAGAAACAACAAUCCCCAGGGAAGACAAACCAUCCCAUUUACUCUGAUCCAGCGCAAGGAAAAGCUUGGAGAUCUACUUUAUGAAAAACGUCAGUAUGGAAAAGCCAAGUGGGCUUGUAUAAAAAUGAAAGAAAAACAGUAUGAACAGAGCAUAUGCCUUGGAUUCAUGAAGCUUAUGAGAUACAUUUGUGAGCAGAAUUCCUCAGGACUGUACUUGGGGAUAACGAUACCCAUCGUGACCAUAGUCCAUACAAAUGAAUCGCAAUCAGAGAUGACACAGUCAGUGACAGUAGCAUACUACCUGCCUGAAGUGCUGCAGGACGAGCCACCUCAUCCUUUUGACUCUGACAUAAUCAUUGAAGAGUGGCCUGCUACUAUUGUUUAUAGUAGGAGCUUCAGAGGAAUCACCAAUGAAGACUCUAUAAUGAGAGAAAUAAACCUGUUGGCAGAAAUUCUGGAGAGUCCCGAGUUAUGUUUGCAGGAUACAUUCAUCAUUGCAGGAUAUACAAAUCCAGCUGCUGCCAAUCGACACAACGAGAUAUGGUUCCUUCAAAGACCAUAG